This is a messenger RNA of Scutellospora calospora, 2481 nucleotides long. Lineage: Eukaryota; Fungi; Glomeromycota; Glomeromycetes; Diversisporales; Gigasporaceae. The record is from the annotation of a GenBank genome assembly.
AUGACUGUAUAUGAUCGUGAAGCUUUGCUAAGAACUGUAUCUACUUUUCCUUUAAUUGACAAUCAUUGUCAUAAUCUUUUAACGUCUGAUGCAUCGGUGGCUUGUCCAUUGGAAAUAUGUUUCUCGGAAGCUUGUGGUGAAGCGUUAAAUGAUGCUCGUCAAACUAGCGCUUUUAAACGAGGUAUACGUCAACUUGCUGAACUUUAUGGUUGUCCUUCAACCUUAGAUAAUAUUAAAGAAGUCCAGGAUUUAAUGUCAUAUAAUAAAAUAUGUGAAACCUGCUUCAAACCUACUGGCAUCCAAUCAUUACUUUUGGAUGAUGGGCUUGAUCCAUUAGGUGGUCUUAUGGAUGUACAAAGUCACGUAGGGUUGGUUGACGAUGCACGAAGAAUCGUGAGAAUUGAAAGUAUUGCUGAAAAAAUCUUAAAUGAUUUGGCUACAUCUGUAGUACGUAAAGAACAAAAAGUAUUAAAUUUUGCUGCUUUCGAAGAACCAUUGAAAAAGCAAUUAGAAGCCUGUGCAAAAUCUGAGUCUGUUGUAGGCUUUAAAAGCAUUGCUGCUUAUAGAUCCGGAUUGGAUAUCAAUUGUGUUCAAAAUGCUGAAUUUGCUGCUGUUGCUUUGGGAAACUUUGUUUCGGAUUUUGAGUCUUUAUCUGAUAAUCAAGGUAAAUAUAUCUCUCUUAACAAUCUAGGAUUUGGUGAUUCUGACCUUGAUUUAAUAUCAUCCAAUCCACUUUUACUACGACCUUUAAUUGAGAAAUAUCCCAAUACAAAAUUCGUUCUUUUGCACGCUUCAUAUCCUUAUUCUCGUCAGGCGGGAUAUCUUGCUUCUGUAUAUUCUAACGUGUAUGUUGAUACGGGUCUUAUUUUUCCUAUGGUCUCUUCAUCCGGUCAGUUGGCCAGUUUACGCGAGCUGUUGGAGAUUUGUCCCAGUAACAAAAUAUUAUUUAGUACAGAUGGUCACUACCAUCCAGAAUCUUUCUAUGUCGCCACAAUUCAAGGAAGAGAGGCUUUAGGCAAGGUUUUAAUAGAAUCUGUAGAAAAUGAAGAGUUUUCAUAUGAAGAAGCUAUAAAAAUUGCCAAAAAUAUUAUGUUUGGGAAUUCUAAUACACUAUAUAAACUAAAUUUAACUCCGAAACAGGUUGAUGAUAAAGAGUGCAAAGAUAUUUCGGGUGAACAAAAAAUAAUUCAAUUAAGAAAAAAAGGAGUGAAAUUUGUUCGUGUCGGCUAUUUGGAUUGUUCUAAUCAAUAUAGAAUCCAUAUUAUUCCUAUUGAUCGUUUCCAAAAUUAUAUCGUUAAAAGUGGUCUAUCAUCUUUACGAGCUCUUACCGCUUUUCCUUAUUAUUGUGAUUUGGUUCCAAAAAAUGUUGGUUUCAAUGUGUCAGGAGAAUUAGUGCUGAAACCUGACCUUAGUACACUCGUUCACUUACCUUAUUACCCUAAACAUGCGAAUGUUCAAACUUUCUUUGGAAAUAAAUUUACUCCAGUAGACUCUCAAUAUGUAAAAGAUAAUAAUUCACCUGACACUUCGAUUGUUCCUCAUUGUCCUAGAUCUUGCCUUAAAAAAAUUAUGGAUUCAGCUCUGAAAGACCUUGGUAUAACUUUCUUAUUUGGGUCUGAAUUAGAAUUCGUCUUACUAAAAAACAUUACCCCACCGGAGCCUGUUGAUGAUACUGUUUAUGCUGCGGCUAGUUCUUUUCGUGGUUCUUCUUCUGAAAUAUUGGACAAGAUGGUUGAAUCAUUACAAGAGCAAGGGAUUGAAGUCGAACAAUUUCAUUCUGAAGCUGCAACAGGUCAAUUUGAAAUCGUCAUUGGACCUCAAAGUCCAUUGAUUGCAGCUGACAGAGUUGUUUUAACACCGGGAACUGGUGCACACGUGCAUCUAUCUUUUAAAGAAGGCGAUAAAUCUACAAAAGUCGUUGACGACCACCCUUCAGGAUUAUCACCAUAUGAAAGAUCAUUUAUUGCUGGUGUGCUACAUCACUUAAAGGCAAUUUGUGCUUUUGCUUUACCAACAGAUCAUUCAUAUACGCGUACUGUUGAUAAUUGUUGGGCCGGAUCUUGGAUUUGUUGGAGUGUUGAAAAUCGUGAAGCACCAAUAAGAGUAUGUUAUAGACCAAAGACUGGUCCAAAUGGAAGAUAUCUUGAUGUUCAUUUCGAACAUAAAUUUGUAGAUGGUACUUCCAAUCCAUAUCUGGUCUUCUCUGCCCUUAUUGCUUCAGGAGUUGAUGGAAUUAAAAAGGGAAUGCAGCUUACUACUAAUCCAAUGCUUGAGAAUCCUGCUGCUUUAAGCGAUAAAGAACGUAAUAAAGCAGGUGUUACUGAAAGAAUGCCUGGAAGCUUACGAGAUACAUUAACAGCGUUGAAGGAAGAUAAAGUACUUGUUGAUGCUUUAGGUGAACAAAUGGUGCAAUGUUAUAUUGGAGUAAAAGAGGAUGAACAUAAAUAUUGUAAAUCUUUGAGUCAUGAAGAUCAGCUUAAA